UUGAAGGAGGUUACGUGCUUGUCUUCCCCCGUCCUGUAGAAGGAGGAUGAGGACGACCUGUCGGAGCUGCAGCUGCGUCUCCUGGCUCUGCAGUCGGCCAGCAGGAGGUGGCAGCAGAAGGAGCAGCAGGUGCUGAAGGAGAGCAAGGAGAAGAUCACCAAAGCUGUUAAAGCGCCUCAGGACAAGAGCGAGGCUCCGUGCGACAGGAACAAGAUGAGUGGAAACCGAGGGAACGCUGUGUGCAGGCUGCAGGAGAGAGCGAGACCUGCCAAACCUGCUCCGGACAAGAGCAGAGCGAGGAAACCGGCCCACCUGACCAAGCAGGCCUGGAGGAAACAGCAGCUGCGCACCUGGAAACUGCAGCAGCAGAGGCAGCAGGAGGAGCAGAGGAGCAAGCAAGAGGAAGAGGAGGAGAGGAGGAAGAGAGAGGACGAGAUUCGGAAGAUCAGAGACCUGUCCAAUCAGGACGAGCAGUACAACCGCUUCAUGAAGCUGGUGGGCUCCAGACAUCGCUCCCGCAGCAAGUCUGCAGAUGCUGAUCAGAGGAAACUGGUCAAGCAGAGUCUGGACACGUCGGGGAAUCUCUACCAGUACGAUAACUACGAUGAGGUGGCUAUGGAUACGGACAGCGAAACCAAUUCGCCAGCCACGUCUCCGACACAUGACGCGCUGCCUGUGUUUCCUCUGGAAUCCACACCUCUCAGACAGGUACGUUUAACCCAGACAUCAGUCACAUGGUGUGGAGAUGAAACGCCAGCUGAGAUCACCAGAAAAAGAUAGGUGCUUAAUAUGUGACAAUCAUAAA
Messenger RNA from Sinocyclocheilus rhinocerous, 805 nucleotides. RefSeq names its product zinc finger C3H1 domain-containing protein-like. Gene Ontology annotation, cellular component: exosome (RNase complex); nucleus. Bases 214 to 780 code for a protein of 188 amino acids. The record is from RefSeq and is a predicted model, not a curated record. The transcript has 4 exons. NCBI's taxonomy places the organism in Eukaryota, Metazoa, Chordata, Actinopteri, Cypriniformes, Cyprinidae.